This is a messenger RNA of Trichoplusia ni (cabbage looper), 2098 nucleotides long. Its product is annotated as proton-coupled folate transporter-like. Gene Ontology annotation, cellular component: membrane. The record is from RefSeq and is a predicted model, not a curated record. NCBI's taxonomy places the organism in Eukaryota, Metazoa, Arthropoda, Insecta, Lepidoptera, Noctuidae. Gene Ontology annotation, molecular function: transmembrane transporter activity. The transcript has 8 exons. The coding region runs from base 442 to 2043 and encodes 533 amino acids. Gene Ontology annotation, biological process: transmembrane transport.
UGGUAAAUGCGAGUAUCGCAUUUGGUUCUAGUUUGCCAGAGCCACUGGUGCCUAUGGUGUUGUGAAACGGUGAUUGAAGAUGCCAGUUGCGAAACGACCACUGGCCUGAGCGCGCCGUUGGAUAAACACUUCAAGCGACCAUCAUAAGAAAAACCAUGCUGGUACCAGGAAUAAUACAAUUAAACAAUCCUUAAUCACCAACAACAAGGCUCAUUAUCUAAUUGGAAUUCUACUUUAUCGCUUAUCAACGAGUAAUUGAUACCAAACAAAUAUAUCGGCAAGACAAAUAAUAAAGACACCCAUUCUGUAUCAAUGUAUCUAGACAUACUUAAUGUGAAAUCAAACAUUGCAACAGUGACAGACGGUCGUGCUGGAGUGUUGUUUAUAAACAAUGGACGUAAUAUAGUUUAAAUAAUCGGUGAAGUGGAAAACAAUUCGAAAAUGGCGGAAGAAAAGGCUAAACCUGUGGACGUCGAGGAAAAACCUUUGAAUAAGGAUGGGAGCCCACAAUCAUAUAAGGACAAAACAUUUUCACAAAAAAUAGAUUACAUUAGAGACAAUAUAACAGUUGAACCACUAUUAGCUGGUUUGAUUAUUCCCAGUGUUAUUUCAAGGUUUGCGAUGGGAAAUCUUAAUUUGGAUAAAGCAUGCCGUGUGAACCUAGCUUUUGGAGACGAAAUCUGUGAUGCUUUAAUUCAGAAAACAAGUAAAAAUUACACAUUUUAUGAAAAAGAGACACAGCAGUUGAUUUCUUCAAUUGACAUUUGGAAAGGAGUGAUCCAAACAGCGUUGCCAUGUUUAAUUAUUAUGUUUUUGGGAGCAUGGAGCGACAGGACCGGGAAGAGAAAACUGUGUAUAAUGCUGCCAAUUUAUGGUGAAAUCCUUACCUCGCUGAACAACCUGGUCAACGUGUACUUUUUCUACGAGAUUCCUGUACAAGUCACUGUGUUUUUAGAGACAUUAUUCACAGCCAUUACUGGUGGUUGGGUUACCAUGUUCCUAGGGGUCUUCAGUUACAUAAGUGAUAUUACUUCUGAAGAGUCCAGAACGUUUAGAGUCGGCCUGGUCAAUUUUUGUAUGACGGGUGGGCUUCCAAUUGGUAUUGGCCUAAGUGGAUUUUUACUGCAGAAGAUGGGAUACUAUGGGAUAUUCUCGAUGACAACAGGGAUGUUCAUGCUGGUGUUGCUGUAUGGAACUAUAUGCCUGAAGGAACCUGAACAGUGGCUGGCGGAGAGAGGACUGCCUCCGAUCGAAAGGCCUCCUAAGAACAAUGUUUCGUUCUUCGACAUAUCCCAUGUGGUGGAGACAGUGACAGUGGCGCUGCGACCUCGGCCAGAUAACAAAAGGGUCAAGGUCAUCCUCACGCUGUUAAUUGUAUUCGUACUAUUUGGACCUUCCUCGUCGGAGCACACAGUGUUUUAUUUGUUCGUGAGGAACCGUUUGAACUGGGACAUGGUCAAGUAUGGAGUCUUCCUCAGCUAUGCCAUAGUACUACAUUCAUUUGGUGCCAUGUUCUCCAUCGCCGUGCUAAGUAAACGUAUGCAGGUUGACGACUCCAUGCUCUGCCUCAUUUCUGUCGUCAGCAAAUUUGUUGGUUCUAUAUGGACUGCUUUCGUUAGGACAGACAUUGAAAUGUACUUCGUGCCUGUCGUCGAACUACUGAAUGCUACCACGUUCACGUCACUGCGUUCCAUCAUAUCAAAAUUGGUGGAGAAACAGGAAACAGCGAAAGUGAACUCUAUUUUCUCCCUGACGGAGACGAUAGCGUCGCUGGUGUUCCACCCCUUCUACUCCUGGUUGUACAUGAAGACGCUGCACGUGCUGCCCGGGGCGGUAUUCCUCACCAGUGCAGCGAUUGCUGUCCCACCGUCGUUUGUACUUAUAUACUUCUACGUGCAACAUAGGAAACAGUUGAAAGGCUCCAGGAAAAAGGCUCUUGAAGCAGAGGAGAAGAAAGAAUCCAAGGAGUUGGAAGCCAAAAAGUUUGAUCCACUACAAUUUAUAGCCGCCAAUGAAAAGGAAGAACUGGGAAAAACAAUUUAAUUUUAAAAUAAAUGUAAGAUUCUCUCAAUAAAAGUAUUUUAAGGAAUAAAUUAGA